Molecule: messenger RNA, 2232 nt
Organism: Dimorphilus gyrociliatus
Lineage: Eukaryota; Metazoa; Annelida; Polychaeta; Dinophilidae
Source: the annotation of a GenBank genome assembly
ACAUAUCUCAAUCCACAGGCCUAUUAUCGCUCACUCCUCCUUCUCUUAUGCUCUCAAUUCCAGUAGCGUUUCAUUUACUGAAAAGAGCUCUCAUGACUGAAUCGAUGGCAGACAAGGUAUGUAGAUCAUUCUUUACGCGAAGUUGUCAUUCGACGAUUAUUAUUAUUUUAUCAAUAUUUUUCAAUUUUUAAUUUUUGCUUUCUUAAAGACUACUGAGUAACACGUGUAAAAUAUAAGAUCUAUGUAGUAAAAGGUUUGAUCAGGUGAAGAAUUAGGUUGUUCGUAUAACUCUGUGUAAAUAACUAAUGGAAAGGGAUACUGAGUUGAAAAAAUUGACUCAGACAUCAUACAGACAAAUAUAUUUUAUCACAAAUCGAUUAUUCAUUAAUUGAAGGUUACUAUAUCUGCUCAUGAAUAUUCAAACUAAAUACUGCAUAGCUUGAUACUACUCGAUCCAUAUUAUAAAAAGUCAAACAUUAGUACGAUUCGUCAAAGUAUUUUCAUACUUAUUCAGCCUUUUAGUAGACCACUUCCUUUUUUUGACAUUUCCUGUGGAAAAUGACUAUAGAAUCGGUAAGUUUAGUGAUAUUUAUUUUAAAAAAACACACAUGUAUUAAAUUGAUAAACAGUUGUUUUAACAAAUAACUAGCUUUAUUGUUGUAAUUGUUACUUUAAACGAUAGAUUUUAACAUCUUGGAACAAACUAUAAAAAAUUAGCUUACCAUAUAAAUUUAUAUAUAUGUAUAAAGUAUGGAAAUCUGAUAUGGAAACAUUUCUAUUUGUCCGGAAUCGCUUUUAGUGUAUUAUUGUAGUUUAUUACUUAAAAUGGGACUAAUUAGUGCAAAUCUUUUAUCCAGAUCAUGUAAUGUGAGUUGAAUUAGGAAUUUAUCGCAAAUAAUGAUUGACAAUAUAAUCAAGCCACUUCUAUUGGAGGAUGAGACCUAUACGAAGAUAGGCAGGCUUCUUGAACAAGAAAUGGCAAAAGGAUUAUCCAAAACAACUAAUCCUUCCGCAAAGGUUAAAAUGCUCCCUACUUACGUAAGAGCAUUACCCAAUGGGUUAGAGGAAGGAAAUUUCUUGGCUUUGGAUUUAGGUGGAACCAAUUUUAGAGUUUUGCUUAUAUCUUUGAGCAAAGAAAGUGGAGUUAGAAUGGAAAACAAAAUCUAUCCUGUUCCAGAAAAAAUAAUGACAGGAACUGGCAAAGAACUUUUUGACCAUAUUGCUUAUUGUAUAUCUGACUUUAUACAUGAGCAUAACAUUCAGGGGCAGCAUCUACCUUUGGGCUUUACUUUCUCUUUCCCAUGCAAACAAGAAAGUUUAUCUGUAGGACGCCUUAUCUCAUGGACAAAAGGUUUCAGCUGCUCUGAUGUAGAGGGAGAAAAUGUUGUAGAUCUUCUCCAUGCAGCUAUCAAAAGGAGAAAUGAUAUCAGCGUUGAAUGCGUUGCAAUUCUUAAUGAUACUGUUGGUUGUCUAAUGUCUUGUGCUUAUUUGGAUCACGAUGCUGAAAUAGGCGUUAUUCUUGGUACAGGUACAAAUGCCUGUUACAUGGAAAAGUUAGAUAAAGUAGAAUUAUGGGAUCAGGAUAAGGCUGAACCUAGUCAAGUUGUCAUCAAUACAGAAUGGGGAGCAUUUGGGGACGAUGGUUGUCUGGACUUUAUCCGUACUGACUAUGACUUUCAAAUUGAUGAACGGUCAUUAAAUAGGGGUCGACAGCUGUUCGAAAAAAUGAUAUCCGGAAUGUACAUGGGUGAAAUUGUACGCUUGGUUGUUGUUGAAUGUGUGCGUACGAGUCUCAUGUUUUCUGGAGUUUUAGGACGUUUUAAAGAAAGAGAUUGUUUCAAGACGAAGUACGUCUCAGCUGUUGAGAAAGAUCAUGGCAGAGGAUCAUUUGAAAAUACAAAAAGAAUUAUUGAACAAAUGGGCAUAAAGGAAUUCACUGAUAGUGAUUGUAGCGCCCUCUUUCGCAUUUGCCAGGCUGUCUCUAUUAGAGCGGCCAAGUUGUCUUCCGCUGCAAUCGUAACAUUAAUGAAUCGAAUAAAUAGGCCGAAUAUCACAGUAGCCGUCGAUGGCAGUUUAUUUCGCUUUCAUCCAAGAUUUGAGGGUGUAAUGAAAGAAACUAUUGCCGAAAUGUAUAAUUUUGGGCAUCAAUUCAAAUUAAUGCUAUCGGAAGACGGUAGUGGUAAAGGAGCCGCUUUGGUCGCAGCAGUUGCUCACCGACUAAAAAAUAACUGA